GAGAGCAAGUCCCAGGGGACAGGAGGCUGAAAGCCAGAGUGCAUCUGAGGCCCCAUGGACGGGAGGAUGAUGAGAAGCAUGAGGCUGAAAGAAGAGGAGGCACCGGGACAAGGUUACAGAGCAUCCUGCCUCUGCGGCUCUGCCCCCUGCAUCCUGUGCAGCUGCUGCCCCUGCAGCCACAACUCCACAUUGAGCCGCCUCAUCUUCACGGCCUUCCUCUUCCUGGGGGUGCUGGUGUCCAUCAUUAUGCUGAGUCCUGGCGUGGAGAGUCAGCUCUACAAGCUGCCCUGGGUGUGUGAGGAGGGGACCGGGUCCACCGUUAUCCUGCAGGGCCACAUCGACUGCGGCUCCCUGCUCGGCCACCGCGCCGUCUACCGCAUGUGCUUCGCUAUGGCAGCCUUCUUCUUCCUUUUCACCCUGCUCAUGAUCUGCGUGCGCAGCAGCCGAGACCCCAGGGCCGCCAUCCAGAACGGGUUUUGGUUCUUUAAGUUCCUGAUUUUCGUGGGCAUCACCGUGGGUGCCUUCUACAUCCCUGAUGGCUCCUUCUCAAACAUCUGGUUCUACUUUGGCGUCGCGGGCUCCUUUGUCUUCUUCCUCAUCCAGCUGGUGCUGCUCAUCGACUUUGCGCACUCCUGGAACCAGCGGUGGCUGGGCAAGGCUGAGGAGUGUGACUCCCGAGCCUGGUACGCAGGCCUCUUCUUCUUCACCCUCCUCUUCUAUGCGUUGUCCAUUACGGCCGUGGCGCUGCUGUUUGUCUACUACACCCAGCCCGACGCCUGCUAUGAGAGCAAGGUCUUCAUUGGCCUCAACCUCACUCUCUGUGUCUGUGUCUCCAUAGUCGCCGUUCUGCCCAAGAUCCAGGAUGCCCAGCCCAACUCCGGUCUGCUGCAGGCCUCAGUCAUCACACUCUACACCAUGUUUGUCACCUGGCUGGCCUUAUCCAAUGUCCCUGACCAGAAAUGCAACCCCCACCUGCUGACCCACUUUGGCAACUGGACAGCCCUGGCAGGCCACGAGGGCUAUGAGACCCAGUGGUGGGACGCACCGAGCAUCGUGGGCCUCGUUGUCUUCAUCCUGUGCACCCUCUUCAUCAGCCUGCGCUCCUCCGACCACCGGCAGGUGAACAGCCUGAUGCAGACAGAGGAGUGCCCGCCGGUGCUGGAGGCCACGCAGCAGCAGCAGGUGACAGUCAGCGAGGGCCGGGCCUUCGACAACGAGCAGGACGGAGUCACCUACAGCUACUCCUUCUUCCACUUCUGCCUGGUGCUGGCCUCUCUGCAUGUCAUGAUGACACUCACCAAUUGGUACAGACCCGGUGAGACCCGGAAGAUGAUCAGCACGUGGACCGCCGUGUGGGUGAAGAUCUGUGCCAGCUGGGCCGGGCUGCUCCUCUACCUGUGGACCCUGGUAGCCCCCCUCCUCCUGCCCAACCGCGACUUCAGCUGAGGCCCCCUGCAGCCAGCCCACCUGGUGCCUCGGGGUUCAGUGACAGCCAGGCUGAGCCCUCACCCUGCCCCACCUCCGGGACAUGCCCCUGAGCUGGGACCCUCUUAGUGCCUUCGGGGAGGAGGAGCAUCAGGCCUGUCCCUCCUGCUCCCCCGCUCCCCCAGCUGCCUCAUUUCCCCUUGCCCCCACUUGCCCUCUUGGGAAAAAAGGGCCCCUUGUUUUAAGGCUCCCCAGGAGAGGGUCCUGAAGGAGAGAAAUGCUGAGAGCUGCUCAGAGAAGGGGAGCGCUCGCCUCCAUGGGGUGCCCAGCACUUAGGCCCAGGUAUUCCUGACCACGUCCCCCAGGGCGCCCCGUCCCCCUACUGGACUCUGUGCCUUACUGAGUCUCUAAGACUCUGCCAAUAAAGAAGCCAGUGCGCGUGCCUCCCA
Messenger RNA from Sus scrofa (pig), 1874 nucleotides. RefSeq names its product serine incorporator 2 (gene SERINC2). The record is from RefSeq and is a predicted model, not a curated record. NCBI's taxonomy places the organism in Eukaryota, Metazoa, Chordata, Mammalia, Artiodactyla, Suidae. Gene Ontology annotation, cellular component: membrane.